This is a messenger RNA of Nasonia vitripennis (jewel wasp), 1196 nucleotides long. RefSeq names its product TM2 domain-containing protein CG10795 (gene bisc). The record is from RefSeq and is a predicted model, not a curated record. Bases 288 to 845 code for a protein of 185 amino acids. NCBI's taxonomy places the organism in Eukaryota, Metazoa, Arthropoda, Insecta, Hymenoptera, Pteromalidae. The transcript is spliced from 3 exons.
CUGGUAAUGUAAAGUGCCCUCUAUGGCUCUAUGUUGUCUUCUAAAAGUCUGGUUAUGAUAGAAAGCUAUCAUUAAGAUAAUAGUAAAUAAAUUCACUCAAAAAAUGUAACAAUUUAUCUGAAGUAUCGCGUUUUUGUAGUAUAUAAAUUGCUUCAAAUGUGACUUACAGAUGUCAUAAAAUUUUACUUUGAAAUUGGUGCACUACUCAAGAAGAUGACUAUUUUCUUUGUAUAAUUUUGUUUAUUAUAAGUACUGAGACAUUCCAAAGUGAAAUGUGACAAGUUGAAAUGAUUCGGUUUAUAAAGUUUUGUUGCGUUAUUUUGCUAUUAUUCUGUAUUCCUCUAAGCAAUGGAGCGGACUACAAAUAUGAAAUUGAUUGCAACAACCUGCGAAUGGGACAGUAUAUUUGUCCUCAUCCUGAUUACGAUUUUAUUGACCCUAAGACUCAACAGCCAAAAGGAUGUACAAAAGAAAACAAGGCCAAAGUGGUUUGUCAAGCAGCUGAUAGACUUAUAUGCAGUGAAACCAAAAACAAUACUUUUAAAAAGGAUAUUCCUUGUAAAUGGACCAAUGGAUACUCUUUUGAAACAUCGCUUUUACUUUCCAUAUUUUUGGGAAUGUUUGGAGCCGAUAGGUUUUAUCUCGGCUAUCCAGCUUUAGGUCUACUUAAAUUGAGUACUUUGGGUUUCUUGUUUUUGGGACAAUUUUGUGAUGUGAUAUUAAUAGCUACACAAAUCGUUGGGCCAGCCGAUGGCUCACACUAUGUAAUGCCUUACUAUGGAGCUGGUGUUACGAUAGUAAAAAGUGAUAACUUUACCUAUAGGGUACCACAGUAUGAUUGGUGAUAAAAACAGUGAUCAUUUCAGGCUAAACUUUUCAUCCUCACCAAAUACGUAUAAUUGUGUUUUUUAUGUAAUAUAUAUUAAAAAGUAUUGACAGCGACAUUGUUUCACAAAAUGGUAAAACUUAAAUUAGAAAUAGUUUGAUGUGGGUCGAGUAAUCGUUUCUCAUGAAACGUCAUGAGCAUUUAUACUUUCAAAUUCACGAUGCCCAGUCGAGUCGAGCAAUGUAUUAUUUUACUUACAUUCGCAACUGUGUAAAAUAUAGCAUAAUUAUUUUCUUUUCUAAAUAUGUAAAUAAAGAAAUAUAUGCAGAAAAGCAUUUGUGACUGAAUAAAUCCACUAUUAUAAGCGAAA